Pocillopora meandrina is the source of this 375-nucleotide messenger RNA. The record is from the annotation of a GenBank genome assembly. Lineage: Eukaryota; Metazoa; Cnidaria; Anthozoa; Scleractinia; Pocilloporidae.
AUGGAGGAAAAUGGCAUCUCAGACAGCACCACAAUAAUUGAUGCUGCUGUUAGCUUUGAUGGCACUUGGGCCAAAAGAGGUUUCACAUCACUAACAGGUGUUGUUUUCGUCAUCUCAAUUGACACAGGAGAAGUUUUAGACUAUCACGUGAUGUCUAAAUCUUGCCGUAAGUGCUCCCUAAAGAACUCACAAUGUGAAGGGAAUGUGGAAGAGUUUGAAGAAUGGAGGAGGGAGCAUGUUGCAUCUGGAGAUUGUGACAUCAAUCAAGGAAGUUCACCUGCUAUGGAAGCAGAAGGAGCUUCUGUUCUUUGGAAUAGAUCCAUCGAACUUCAUAACAUGAGGUACAAAAUGGAUGGUGUCAGACGGGGACAGUAA